Molecule: messenger RNA, 2077 nt
Organism: Phasianus colchicus (ring-necked pheasant)
Lineage: Eukaryota; Metazoa; Chordata; Aves; Galliformes; Phasianidae
Gene: ASB8
Product: ankyrin repeat and SOCS box containing 8
Biological process (GO): intracellular signal transduction
Molecular function (GO): protein binding
Source: RefSeq, a predicted model, not a curated record
CUUCCGGGUAGCGGCGGCGACUUCCGCCUCCAGCUGGGCCUUGCAGAGUCUGCGCCGGUUCCGGGGCCCGGCUUCCGGGACCUCGCCGCGCCUCGGCCGCGUCUCCUCCGUACCGAACUCCUCCCUCCCCCGGUACCCGCUGCCCGUCGUCCCACCCCGCCCCGGCGCCGCUCGGGGUUCGGGGGCCGGGCCGGGCCUGGCGGGGCGGCGGCGGGCGGGCGGGCGGCCCGCAGGAUGUGGUACAUCAUGCAGAGCGUGCAGAGCAAAUACUCGCUGUCCGAGCGCCUCAUCCGCACCAUCGCCGCCAUCCGCUCCUUUCCGAGGGACAACGUGGAGGAUCUGAUCGGACGGGGUGCGGAUGUGAACUGCAUGCAUGGCACUCUGAAGCCGCUGCACUGCGCCUGCAUGGUGGCUGACGCCGACUGCGUGGAGCUGCUGCUGCAGAAGGGAGCAGAGGUCAAUGCUUUGGACGGCUACAACCGCACGGCCCUGCACUACGCAGCCGAGAAGGACGAGACCUGCGUGGAGAUCCUGCUGGAGUACGGAGCCGACCCCAACGCCCUGGAUGGCAACAAGGACACGCCGCUGCACUGGGCAGCCUUCAAGAACACGGCUGAGUGCGUGCGCUCACUGCUGGAGAACGGCGCCCUGGUGAACGCCCGCGACUACAACGACGACACGCCGCUCAGCUGGGCCGCCAUGAAGGGCAACCUGGAGAGCGUCAGCAUCCUGCUCGACUUCGGGGCCGAGGUGCGGGUGGUCAAUUUAAAAGGGCAGACCCCCAUCUCGCGACUGGUAGCGUUGCUGGUGCGGGGACUGGGCACGGAGCGCGAGGAUUCCUGCUUCGACCUCCUGCACCGCGCCAUCGGACACUUUGAGCUGCGUAAGAACGGCAGCAUGCCCUGGGAGGUGAGCAGGGACCAGCAGCUCUGCGAGAAGCUCACACUGCUCUGCUCAGCGCCCGGCACCCUGCAGACCCUGUCGCGUUACGCCGUGCGCCGCAGCCUGGGUGUGCGCUUCCUGCCCGAGGCCGUGGAGCAGCUGCCUCUGCCCACCUGCCUGAAGGAGUACGUGCUGCUCCUCAGCUAGGCACGGGGCAGCCAUGGGUGUGAAUUCACUGCUUGCUGUGUGACUGGCGGGCGCUGGAUGGACAGCGGGACCCACCGACAGGCGCCGUGUCCUCUCCUUGCCUGCAGCGCUUGCCCCUCGCGAGCUCCUUCUCUGUUUUUUCAGCCUUGUCAAAUGAACUGUCCUCCCUUUAACAAAUGGUGAAUUCCAUCCCACCUGCUGCAUUAAGCUGUUCUUUCCGUUGGGGUAGGCCUUGGGGAAAGCAAGGCUUUCUGGGUGAGAACGGAGAAAUCUCCCCUUUCUGAAAGACUCGAAGCACUGCAGGAUGCGGAGAGGCCCGGUGGGUGAGCACAUGCAAUGUGAGUCUGUUCCUUGGAGCGAGCACCCACACCCUCCUUGCUGCACACAGCGCCGGGGCAGACGUGGGACCCCCCUGCUGGCACCCAGGAGAGCUUUGUUCACUCCCAUAUCUGUGAUUUUUUUUGGAUGUAUUCAGGGAGAAUCAGCGCCUUAGGGAAAGAGAGAAGGUGGGGAGCCCUAGGGAUUGCUGUGCUUGCAGGAGAAAACCCUUCAUGGCACCGAUGGUGUGAGGGCUGAGGAGUGAGGAAGUGCCCUGACAGAUGCCUGAGCAGUGAACAGGGCCCUGUGCUCACUGCCCCCUCAUCAGAAACUUGGCCACAACUCCUGCAAAAAGAGGAAACUAUUCCCUGCUGUCCCGAGCGGCUUUGUUACGAGCACAGGAUGGUCCUGAGUGAGAGCUUCACAUCUGAUCUGCCGUCCAAGAACCCAUCCAAGUUCUGGGUUUGGUUUUGCACUGCCAGCUCACUGCUCCAGGGCUGCUUUUAUUGAUAUGUGUGUGUAAUGUGUGUGUUUGGAGGCAGGGGCAGCAGCUCCUUGCGUGGCAGAAAGACGCAGGGCUGCAGCUGAGGACGCAGAGCUGCUGCCUGCUCUGUGUUUCAUCUGUCCCCAGCUUCUGUCCACAGAAAUAAAUGGCUCCUUGCAAGCCACG